Molecule: messenger RNA, 1160 nt
Organism: Camelina sativa (false flax)
Lineage: Eukaryota; Viridiplantae; Streptophyta; Magnoliopsida; Brassicales; Brassicaceae
Source: RefSeq, a predicted model, not a curated record
AGUCAUAGUCACAUGUGUUCCAUAUCGUUCACAUGUGUCCAUAACACAAAGGACCAUAUCUAUAAGAGUUAAUCUUUGUGGGUUUUGACCAGAUCUUUCAAUGGCUCUUUAAGUUAGGAAAGGAAACGGGGAGAUCAGAGUCCAGUUCAGUCAGUGGCACUGAUCAAACCACAACUCUAGCAAAUUACACAGAUCAGAGAACAAGAAGAUCAUCUACAAGAGGGUCUAAACAUAGAAACAGUUACAGAGGAAUCUGGUUAUGGUGUAGAAAAGAUGUAGCAAAGGCUUGUUUCUAUAGCACACUGAAUUUAAGAAGAGUUAGUAGCUUUAGGAGGGAACAGCUAGUUCGCACCAUGGCAAAGAUGAAAGCACAAAGAGGAGGAGGAGAAGAAGUGACAUCAACAAGGUUUGAUCCUAAAAAGGCUAUCAAAGUCUUGGAACCGGAGAAACAAGACGAAGCCAAUAAAGAGAAGGCGAAAAGCGAACAGAGCAAAGGUAAAGCCACACUUUUAAGAAUGAAGGAGCUCAUCAAAUGGGCUGCAGCAGCCAAAUCCGACAAAGCUGUCAAAUUCUUUACUCCUAAGAUAAUGAUGGAGUUGAGAAACCGAAAAAAGUUGAAGAUGAUGAGAGAGGUGAAUAAUGAAGAGUCAACAAAAAGGAUGAGUAGUGUAUCGGGAAAUAUAAGUUUGAGAUGGGAGAGUAGUGAGAGUUGCACAACACACUCUUCCUCUGAUCAGAUCUCUAUAGUUUCUUCACCAGCAAUCCUUGUUUCCUUGGGUCCUACGCCACUCUACCACUGCAGAUCCAGGAAAGGCAACUGGAUCACUACUGAUUCUGAAUUUGUGGUGUUAGAGUUAUGAAGAGAAAAAUUAGGUGUGGUGGAUGAAGGCAACGACAAGGACAACCAAUUGAUUCUCAUCCCUAGAUAAAUUUUGCAAGUAAAAAUCCAAUGCCACUGUAAUUAACCUUUACCAUUGUUCUUCGGUGAUUUCAAUUUUCUUUAUGUACUAUUAUAGAAUUGAGUAUGAUGAAGAAACUUACAAAUAUUACUUUCUUUUUAGCUUUAAAAAUUAAUCUGAUAGACCGAAUUGGAUUGCCACUAGUAAAACGGUGUAUAUCAUUGUUAUUGUUAUUGAAGAUUUUUUUAGUGUGGUAGUGGG